Messenger RNA from Meloidogyne enterolobii, 915 nucleotides. NCBI's taxonomy places the organism in Eukaryota, Metazoa, Nematoda, Chromadorea, Rhabditida, Meloidogynidae. The record is from the annotation of a GenBank genome assembly.
CAAAAAAUGAAUUCAAACUCAGACAAGUUGACUCAAACAAAUAUGACAGAAAAUACAAGCCUGACUUCAUUAGAAAGUGGAUUUGUUAGUUUAAAUGAACUUAAAACAAAAGAACAAAUGGCUGUUGAAAAUGCUGAAAUUUUUGCAAAAAUUGGAAAGAUCGUCAAUUAUUUCAAGGAGUUGGGUGAAAAGAUAAAUCUUAUGGCUAAGAAGUCGUGGCAAGGCACUACAACUUGUCUUUCAUCAGUCUGCACCAAAAAUUGGCUAACCAACAACUUUUUGUUAAUAAUGUUUGUAUUACUGCUUGUUACUUUAUUUGCGGAUCUAUCUACCUACUCUAUCAUUAACUACAUGUAUAUCAAAUCUGAUAAGGAGCCUGAUUUAUUUUUAGUAAUUUUGCAUGCUUCAAUGUCAUUUUAUUUGGUAUUUUUCCCAGUCUUGCUUAUCUAUAGUUUUGUUUUCAAAUUGAUUUCAUCUGUUCGACCUUCGAUUGACUCAAAAUGGUUUUUGAUUAUUUCUAAAAUAAUUCCAAAUCUCUUUGUUUCAAUCUUACUGAGUUUUCUAUUUAUAAUUAUGAUCUGUUUCUAUUAUGGUUUUUUAAGUCAUAUUUUUGAUGAUAUGGAUGCUAUAAUUAUCUUGAAAAUUUAUUUAUUCUCUUUACAUUGGAUACUAUUUUUUUCUUUUUCAUUUUCAACCUAUUUAAUCAACCUUCCUACAAGGCAGGGUAAUACUUUGGUGGUUUAGACCUCCCAUUUUUAUAAUCCCCUGACCAUUUUGUGCUUUUUUGACCAUUUUGAGCCCACUGACCAUUUUGAGCUUUUUUUGCUUAAUCUAUUCUUUAUUAUAUAGCACUCUAGAGAGCUCUUCAAGCUGAUUCGAUGAUACCAAGAUAGGUUGGAUUUGAUAAUUUUAACA